UGUGCCCUAGGCACUCGGAGGCAGGGGCCGCAUGCGCGGCUCGGAGACGCCGGGCUGGGGUUGGGGGCGCCGUGCCCCCAGCCCCGGGCUCGUGCUCAGUCUGCUGCUGUCGGCCGUGCCCCUUGGGCUACUGGGAGAGGAGACCCGCCAGGUCUUUAUGGAGGUCGUCCCUGACUGGAUGGACCCUCCGCAGAACUUACUCCAUAUCCGGGCAGUGGGCACCAAUUCCACGCUGCAUUAUGUAUGGAGCAGCCUGGGGCCGCCAUCUGUGCUGUUGGUGGCCACGAACACCCCCAACAGUUCGCUCAGAGUCAACUGGAGCCUCCUCCUCUCUCCCGAGCCAGAAGGGGGCCUGAUGGUGCUCCCUAAGGACAGUAUCCGCUUUUCUUCUGCAGUUGUCUUUACCAGGCUGUUUGAGUUUGACGUCACCAACAUCUCCGAGUUCACAAAGCCCCCUGGGAAGUCGUAUCCGCCAUACUCCUUGGCCAAGUUCUCCUGGAACAACAUCAGUGACUCGCUGGAUGUGACCACCCUGAGUGCCACGUUUCAAGGCUGUCCCACAAAUGAUUCCACAGGGGCAUUUGCCAAUGGCAGUCUGACCUUCAGGGUGCAGGCCUUCUCCAGAUCCGGCCGACCUGCCCAGCCUCCUCGCCUGCUGCACACAGCAGACACCUGCCAGCUGGAGGUGGCCCUGGUCGGAGCCAAGCCCCGGGGAAACCACUCCCUGUUCGGGCUGGAGGUGGCCACUGUGAGCCAGAGCCCCGACUGCCCAUCCAUGCAGGAGCGACACUCCAUUGAUGAUGAGUACACCCCUACUAUCUUUCAGUUGGACCAGCUCCUCUGGGAUUCCCUCCUAUCUGGUUUCGUUCAGUGGCGCCCUGUGGCUUUCUCCCAGAAACAGAGAGGCCGAGACUCAGCCCUGUCCUGCCAGACAUCCCCUGUGUACCAUCCUGAGGAGUACCUCCUUCCUCAGUCACCCAUCGUUCGAGCCUUCUUUGGGUCCCAGAGCAACACAUGUGCCUUCAACUUGACAUUUGGGGCUGCCACAGGCCCCGGCUACUGGGAUCAAUAUUACCUUAGCUGGUCGAUGAUUCUGGGUAUGGGCACCCCACCGGUGGACACCUUGUCCCCACUGGUCCUGGGCAUCAUGGCAGUAGCCCUGGGAGCCCCCACGCUUAUGCUCCUGGCAGGAGGUCUAUUUCUUCUGCUGGGUCCCAAGCGGUACUCGGAAUACCAGCCCAUAAAUUGAAGCCCGUCGGGGGUCUGAGAGAGAACACAGCGUUGAAGGCACUUGGCUGGUAUGUAGACAACGUGAGUUGGAUCCCAGCACUGUGUAGGAUGACCGAGCACCACCAGGUGUGAUCUCUGAAUACACUGCUGGGUGUGGCCCAAACAUGAGAAAGAAAUUGGAAGCCCGUCUUCAGGCUGGACAUUGCUGAAUCUGCCUGGCUGCACCUUGAAUGUGCAUAUUUGAGGGACAGCAGGUUCCCCACUCCCCUGUCAAUUCUGUGCAGAACUUCAGACCAGCCUCAGUGUUAACUGUUCUGGAGGGAGGACCCCUCUGUUGCCUCCCUGCUCCUCAUCCUCUGCUUCCCUCGGACCACUCCUGAAAGAGAAACCUUGGCUGCUGGGCUGCCCUGGAGGAAAUGAAAUACUUAUUUUUUUUCCACAGA
This is a messenger RNA of Sorex fumeus (smoky shrew), 1673 nucleotides long. It is a transcript of the gene GLMP, whose product is annotated as glycosylated lysosomal membrane protein. Lineage: Eukaryota; Metazoa; Chordata; Mammalia; Eulipotyphla; Soricidae. Gene Ontology annotation, cellular component: lysosome. The coding region runs from base 32 to 1249 and encodes 405 amino acids. The record is from RefSeq and is a predicted model, not a curated record. The transcript is spliced from 6 exons.